This is a messenger RNA of Ostrea edulis (European flat oyster), 1727 nucleotides long. RefSeq names its product calcium and integrin-binding protein 1-like. Lineage: Eukaryota; Metazoa; Mollusca; Bivalvia; Ostreida; Ostreidae. The record is from RefSeq and is a predicted model, not a curated record. Bases 122 to 676 code for a protein of 184 amino acids. Gene Ontology annotation, molecular function: calcium ion binding. The transcript has 7 exons.
AUCGGGUUCGAAUUCCGCAAUAUACACAGAUCGAGACAGGAAGCAAAAUACAUAACAAAGACAUAUCUCAAUCUGACACAGUCACAGCUAGUGAACUUAAAGGAAUUCUAAGAUAUAUAGUAUGGGAGGAUCACAAAGUGUAUUUACUGAACAAGAACUAAAUGAUUAUCAGGAGCUGACAUACUUUACAAAGAAAGAGAUAUUGCAUGUGUUCAAGAGAUUCCAGACACUAAAUCCAGAGGCAGUCGGUGUAAAUAAAAAAGCCAAGCUUCACAGGGAAACCAUCUUAAGUCUUCCCGAAUUACAAGUAAACCCAUUUAAUGACAGAAUCACCACAGUCUUCUCAUCAACAGGAGAUGGCGCUAUGACUUUCGAAGAUUUCCUAGAUAUGAUGUCGGUGUUCAGUGACAAUGCACCAAAGAAUGUCAAAGUGGAAUAUGCUUUCAGAAUUUAUGAUUUUGAUGAAGAUGAUGUCAUAAGUGGUAAAGAUCUGAAAGAGGUGAUAAACAGAUUAACAGGGGAUCAGUCACUUAAAGAUGAGGAAAUGGAACAACUCAUUCAGAAUAUUUUGGAGGAGGCUGAUCUGGAUGAUGAUGAUUCCCUCUCGUUUGCAGAAUUUGAACAUGUCAUUUCUAAGGCCCCAGACUUCAUCAAUUCCUUCAGGAUUCGGCUGUAGAGAAUAGACAAAAUCUUGGCUGCUGACUGUGAUAAACAGACAAAUCAUCAUCAGACCUUUUUAGUCCCUCAUUGGUUGUGAACUUUGUUACAUUUUCAUUCUUCCUGUCGCUAUGAUUUUUAUGAUUUAGUCAUUAUGCUGACUACUUUGAUAAAUCCAUCUUUAAUGUUCCAAGUAUUUAAUAUCCACUGUAAGAUUUAAAGAAACAUGCAUGAUUACCUAUUUUCAAGUCUACAUAAAUGCAUACCUUUGCUACGGAUAUUCAUUCAUCGAAGUGAAACAUUUUCAGAUGUACAUUUUGAUUUGCAUUGUCACUAUUUGUAUUAGUGAAAUAUCAAUGAAAUAUCUAGCAGAAAUGCUGGAAAUAAAUUUUUUUAUAUAUAUAUAUAUUCUCUCCUCUACACUAAAACAUGUUAACAUGUAAUUUUUAACUUUGGAUGGCUGGAUUUAAUCUUAGCAAUUAAUAUUUUUUCCUUCAUGUAAAAUAAUGUUGCAUUUUGGUUGGGAAAUGUACAUGUUUCUUUAAAUCUUUAUUUGUGAGUAGUGCUCAUUUCUCUCUUUCAGUGCAAUGCAUCAUUGUAUCGUGAUUUGUAUUUUAAGUACCAGAAAAAAGGGGGCACAGUGCAUGAUACAUGUAUACAACAUUACAUGUUUAGUUACAGUAUUCCUUACAAGUGUAUGUAGCACUGACUUAUGUGGUGUUAACUUAUUUUAAUAAUGCAUGGAUUACACAUAUAUUUACAGAAUAACGCUUCUUCUACUUAAUAACUUUAUUAUAACCCAUCUAACUCGGAGACUAAAAAAAUAUCUUUCAAGGGUAUUUUAUAUUUUUAUAUAUGAUUAAUGUUGGAGUUUCUGUUAUAGAAUUUCAUUUCCUGUGUUCAUCUUUUAUUUUGAUAUUUUAUUCCUUUACUUUUCUAAUGAUUUACUGUAAUUUUUGGUGGUGCUGGGUUUGUCAUAUUACUCAGAUAAUAUAAAAAAUUAGACACUUUGAAUUACAUUUCUUCUCUAAUACUUUGUUAUUGUUUCAAAUAAAGUUAAUGCCAAGGUA